AUGGCUCAACAACAGGAGGAGGGACAGCAAGCAGUCCAGCAGGCUCAGCUCCUACAACGUGUAGUAUCUGUUCCAGAGAAAUUUGAGGAUGGAGAUGUUGAGAUGUGGGUGGAGCGUUUCGAUCUUACUGCGACGGCAAAUGGUUGGGACGCUGACAUGAAACUACGGUUGUUACCGACUCUUCUGAAGGGAAGGGCGUAUGCUGUUUAUCGACAGAUGACGGCGGAGCAGAAAGGAAACUAUGCGGAGCUUACGACCCAUCUCAAGCGCGUGUUUUCGCCUACUACGAUUGAGAGUCGUCGUCUCGCACGUCGACAAUUUAUGUCUCGCUGUUGGAAGUCGUCUGAGGCACUGGAGGUGUAUGCGCAAGAUUUGGAGACUCUUUUGACGAAGGCGAUGCCAAAUUUGGCAGCAGAGCUGCGUGACCAGCAGUUGAUGGAUCGCUUCGUCGAAGGUUUGAUCGACAACGCACCGUCCGUUGCCGGCGAGUUGGACCUACACCCUGAGGCGAGUUUUCAGGCGGCGGUGAUCAGAGCACGCGAAUUGAUGUUGUUAGAGCGGAGGAAACUCGGAAAGCGGACGGAUGGUCAAGUUCGAGCGAUUGCAGAUCAUGCGAGUAUUGAUGUGAGCUUGGCGGAACGGCUGGAUCGGAUUGAGCAAGCGUUGCAGUCGGUGAGUGUAGUCGGUGCGUCCGUCACUCCAGAUUCCAAGCGUGUAGUUCCCAUGCGGCAGCAGCAACAAAAGGCGGGACGUCGCUGUUUUGCUUGUGGUGGCGAAGGACAUCUCCGCAGCAAUUGUAAACAAGUUACAAUCGGACCAUGUUUUGUUUGCCAUGAGACUGGGCACUUAGCUCGUGAUUGCCCUCAACGGAUGCAGCAAUCAGCAGCAGGACGAAGAUUCACGUUGCCUCAUCAAUCAGAGGGUAGAAGUCAGUCUACAGCAGCAGGUGUUGUGAGAGGGCGUGGUCAACGUAGUCAAGUGAAUGUUGUUGCAGGUGUAACGGAGACGUCAUUGAUGCUCAAUCUUGAGCUAAACCACAACAAUGCUUCUUGCUUAGUAGACACAGGAGCAGUAGUCUCUAUUGUUCCUGACCACAUGGUAGACCAAACAGCAAUGUCAUCUUUUCCUUCAGGUCAAGAACCCAAGUUGACAACAGUAACAGGAGAUCCAUUGGAAGUGAUUGGACAAGUGAGCAUAGAGGUGAAAAUAGGCCACUGGCAUACCAUGCACAAGUUUGUUGUGGUACAAUUUGACACUUGUCCUAUAAUUGGGUCAGAUUUUCUGCUAGACCAUGGAAUGAUCCUGGAUUUGGCUCAAAAACGCUUAGAGUGGAGCGGAGGUGUAGCUGAGCUUUCCACACCACUACGAUGA
Messenger RNA from Corticium candelabrum, 1371 nucleotides. RefSeq lists its product as uncharacterized. The transcript has a single exon. The record is from RefSeq and is a predicted model, not a curated record. Bases 1 to 1371 code for a protein of 456 amino acids. Lineage: Eukaryota; Metazoa; Porifera; Homoscleromorpha; Homosclerophorida; Plakinidae. Gene Ontology annotation, molecular function: zinc ion binding; nucleic acid binding.